Meleagris gallopavo (turkey) is the source of this 1639-nucleotide messenger RNA. Lineage: Eukaryota; Metazoa; Chordata; Aves; Galliformes; Phasianidae. The record is from RefSeq and is a predicted model, not a curated record.
CGCUAUGGCCGCUUUGACCCCGAGGACCAACGCAGCCGUCACUGCCCCUACCUGGACACCAUCAACAAGAGCGUGCUGGAUUUUGACUUUGAGAAGCUCUGCUCCAUCUCGCUGUCCCACAUCAACGUCUACGCCUGCCUGGUGUGUGGGAAAUACUUCCAGGGCCGGGGGCUGAAGUCGCACGCCUACAUCCACAGCGUGCAGUUCAGCCACCACGUCUUCCUCAACCUCCACACCCUCAAGUUCUACUGCCUGCCUGACAACUACGAGAUCAUCGACUCCUCUCUGGAGGACAUCACGUAUGUGCUGAAGCCCACCUUCACCGCGCAGCAGAUCAGCAACCUGGACAAGCAGGCCAAGCUGUCCCGCGCCUACGACGGCACCACUUACCUGCCCGGCAUCGUGGGGCUCAACAACAUCAAAGCCAACGACUACGCCAACGCCGUGCUGCAGGCUCUGUCCAACGUCCCCCCGCUGCGGAAUUACUUCUUGGAGGAGGACAACUACAAGAACAUCAAACGGCCUCCCGGGGACAUCAUGUUCCUCCUGGUGCAGCGUUUUGGGGAGCUGAUGAGGAAGCUGUGGAACCCCCGCAACUUCAAGGCUCACGUCUCGCCCCACGAGAUGCUGCAGGCCGUGGUGCUGUGCAGCAAAAAGAAUUUCCAGAUCACCAAGCAAGGGGAUGGGGUGGAUUUCCUCUCGUGGUUCCUCAACGCGCUGCACUCGGCCCUGGGUGGCACCAAGAAGAAGAAGAAAAGUGAGUGGGGGCCGUGGCCUUUGUCACCCCUCCCGUGGCCUUUGUCACCCCUCCCGUGGCCUUUGUCACCCCAAUGCUGUCCUCGUGCUCCUUAUGUCACCCCCUGUGCCCCUCUGUCAGCCCUUUCCCACCCCCUUGGUCACCCCUCGUGCCUUUUUGUCACCCCCCACGUUGCCCCUUGUGCCCCUUUGGUCACCCCUCAUCCCUCCUUUCUCACUUCCUUUGCUCUCUGUGGCUCUCCUUGUCACCCCGUGUCCCUUUUGUCACCCUUUUGCCACCCCUGUGCCUCCCUGUCACCCCUUGUGUUACUCCCUGUGGCCCCUCUGUCACCCCUCAUGCCCCUCUGUCACCCCUUGUGUCACUCCCUGCACUCCUCUGCCACUUAUUAUGCUCCUCUGUCACCCUUCUUGUCACCCCACGUCCCUUUUGUCACCCCUUUGCCACCCCUGUGCCCCACUGUUACCCCCUUGUCACUCCUGUGCCCCUUUGGUCGUCACCUCUCUGCCACCCCCUGCCCCUUGUCACUCCCAUGUCACCCCUGUGCCCCAUGUCACCUCAUGUCACUCCCUCUGUCACUUCCAUGCUCCUCAUCACUGUCUGCCACCCCCCCAUGCUUCCUAACACCUUGUCACUCCCUUGUCACCCCCUCUGCCACCCCUCGUGCCCCUGUUGUCACCCUUCUGCCACUCCUGUACCUCAUGUCAUCCCUUUGUCACCCCCAUGUCACCUCCGUGCCACCCCCAUGCCCCAUGUCACCCCUCUGCCAUCACAGUGCCCCUCUAUCACCCUUCUGUCACCCCAGCACCCUGCAUCACCGCAUGCCCCUCUAUCACCCCUCUGUCUCCCUUCUGCCCCCCUUUAGCACCCCCAUGUCACCCCUCC